AUGACUUCCAUCUUGACUUACACUUUUAAAAACCUUCCCAGUUCAACAUGGGCCCUCAGGUUUUCUCUACGACCUUUGAGCUGCUCCUCCCAGCUACGAGCUGCCCCAGCUGUUCAGACUAGUACGAAGAAAACCUUGGCAAAACCCAACGUGAGAAAUAUCGUGGUGGUGGAGGGUGUUCGCAUUCCAUUUUUGCUGUCAGGCACUUCAUAUAAAGACCUGAUGCCACAUGAUUUGGCUAGAGCAGCACUUUCGAGUUUAUUGAUUAAGACCAAUGUCCCAAAGGAAGUUGUUGAUUAUAUCAUCUUUGGCACAGUUAUACAGGAAGUGAAAACAAGCAAUGUGGCUAGAGAGGCUGCCCUUGGAGCUGGCUUCUCUGACAAGACUCCUGCUCACACUGUCACCAUGGCUUGCAUCUCUGCCAAUCAAGCCAUGACCACAGGUGUUGGUUUGAUUGCUUCUGGCCAGUCUGACGUAAUUGUGGCAGGUGGUGUAGAGUUAAUGUCUGACGUCCCUAUUCGUCAUUCAAGGAAAAUGAGGAAAAUGAUGCUUGAUCUCAAUAAAGCCAAGACUCUGGGUCAACGAUUAUCACUAAUCUCCAAAUUCAGAUUGAAUUUCCUAACACCUGAGCUCCCUGCAGUGGCCGAGUUCUCCACCAGUGAGACCAUGGGCCACUCUGCAGACCGACUGGCUGCUUCCUUUGCUGUUUCUCGGCUGGAACAGGACGAGUAUGCACUGCGCUCGCAUAAGCUGGCCAAGAAGGCACAGGAUGAAGGACUCCUUUCUGAUGUUGUGCCCUUCAAAGUACCAGGAAAAGAAACAGUUACCAAAGAUAAUGGCAUCCGACCCUCCUCCCUGGAGCAGAUGGCCAAACUGAAACCUGCGUUCGUCAAGCCCUAUGGCACAGUGACCGCUGCCAACUCCUCUUUCCUGACCGAUGGUGCAUCUGCAAUGCUUAUUAUGGCAGAGGACAAAGCUCUGGCCAUGGGCUAUAAGCCAAAGGCAUAUUUGAGGGAUUUUGUGUAUGUGUCUCAAGAUCCAAAAGAUCAACUUUUACUUGGGCCAACAUAUGCUACUCCAAAAGUUCUAGAAAAGGCAGGAUUAACACUGAAGGAUAUUGAUGCUUUUGAAUUUCAUGAAGCUUUCUCAGGUCAGAUUUUGGCUAACUUUAAAGCCAUGGAUUCUGAUUGGUUUGCACAAAACUACAUGGGUAGAAAAGCCAAGGUUGGAUCACCUCCCUUGGAGAAGUUUAAUAACUGGGGUGGGUCCCUGUCCCUGGGACACCCAUUUGGAGCCACUGGCUGUCGGUUGGUCAUGGCAGCUGCCAACAGAUUACGGAAGGAAGGAGGCCAGUUUGGUUUGGUGGCUGCGUGUGCAGCUGGAGGACAGGGCCAUGCUAUGAUAGUGGAAACUUACCCAAAAUAA
Messenger RNA from Pipistrellus nathusii (Nathusius's pipistrelle), 1425 nucleotides. Lineage: Eukaryota; Metazoa; Chordata; Mammalia; Chiroptera; Vespertilionidae. The record is from the annotation of a GenBank genome assembly.